AUGUUGCAGGGCUCAGUGGCUGUUGAGGAUGUGGCUGUGGACUUCACCCAGGACGAGUGGGCGCUGCUGGAUCUUUCUCAAAGGAAGCUCUACAGAGAUGUGAUGCUGGAAACCUUCAGAAACCUGGCCUCAACUAGCAAGAGGACAGUGCAGAUGGCACCCCUCAGGACCACUGUGUCGGCGGUCACCAAGAGGCAUAUGAGAACUCACAGUGAAGAGCGGUCUUACAAAUGUAGGGAAUGUGGGAAAGCCUUCCCUCAUUUCUCAAAUCUCAUUAUACAUAUGAAAAUUCACAGUGCAGAGAGGCCGUAUGAAUGUAUGGAAUGUGGGAAAGCCUUUCGUCAUUCCUCACACCUCACAAAUCAUAUGAGAACUCACAGUGGAGAGAGAUCUUAUGAAUGUAAGGAAUGCGGAAAAGCCUUUCAUAAUUCCUCACAACUCAGUGUACAUUUGAGAACUCACAGUGGAGAAAAGCCUUAUGAAUGUAAGCAAUGUGGGAAAGCCUUUAGUUGGCCAUCACACCUGACUACACAUUUAAGAACUCACAGUGGAGAGAGGCCUUAUGUGUGUAAGGAAUGUGGCAAACUCUUUCGUCAUUCCUCACACCUCACUAGUCAUGUGAGAACUCACAGUGGAGAGAGGUCUUAUGAGUGUAAAGAAUGUGGCAAAGCCUUUCGUAAUUCCUCAUACCUCAUUAUACAUAUGAGAACUCACAGUGGAGAGAGGCCUUAUGAAUGUAAGGAAUGUGGCAAAGCCUUUAGUCAGUCCUCAAACCUCACAGAACAUAUAAGAACUCACAGUGGAGAGAGACCUUAUGAAUGUAAGGAAUGUGGCAAAGCCUUUAGUCAGUCCUCAAACCUCACUGAACAUAUGAGAACUCACAGUGGAGAGAGGCCUUAUGGAUGUAAGGAAUCCACGCACCGGCUUCUACUCGGUGCUGCCAAGGAACCCCCAAAGCCCCUGGACGCGCAGAAUCGCUGCGGCCCGGUCCCCAAGGCAGGCCGCUGCAGUUUCCGGCAGUGGCCAGCAGGUGGCAGCGCCGGCCCGAGCACCAGCGGCUUCCGGGCCAGCGGACGCUGCAGAGGCCUCUGGGAAGGAAUGGCCGGUUCCCGCCUGAAGCGUCCUGUCUUAGCUUCCACCCGCUUCCGGCCCCCGCCUCUGCGUUUAGGUUUCUCGCUGACGGGGACGGGAGACGAGCUGCCGUCCCUCCGACCAUCUCAGAGGAGAGACAAGUCUUUGAACCUGGAGCUGGGCAACCCACAGAGCUCAGUUUCUAGCUGGAGGGUGAAGAGUGAGCUUCGCUUUGCUGCUCUCCGCGCGCCGUGGGGAUUCAUCUCAAAUGUGUGUGAACGUUUUAUUUGCACCCAGAACUCGUUUCUGCCCUCAUCCUGCAGGGUGUUCCCAUCAGGCCUCAGCGGGACCAUGAAGCACGUGGGGGCCUCACAGGAGGCCACGGCGGAAACCGCCUGCUCCUCCAUGACGUCCGCCGUGUGCUGUGGUUGA
Molecule: messenger RNA, 1503 nt
Organism: Orycteropus afer afer
Lineage: Eukaryota; Metazoa; Chordata; Mammalia; Tubulidentata; Orycteropodidae
Source: RefSeq, a predicted model, not a curated record